GGCAAGACUGCAAAAUGAAAAGAGAGAACUGCGACGGACGGGCUAAAAGGGGCAUGCAAAAGCGCGGAUAUGGGAAUGGCAAUCUUCUAAGCUUGGAAAAUGCAAUUCCAGAGCUGUAAAAGCAUCGAAUCUUCUUUUUAGCCCUUUUCCAGCUCUGGAUUUCUGAAAUUUUGUUGAGGAGAGAGAGAGAGGGGGUCGAUCACAUGGCUUCUACUCCUCAUCAGACUCAGAUUCCUCUCCCUUCCCAGUCAGGAGGCAAAGAACCAGAUCUUGAUACCAAGUUGUCGCUUGUUCCCAUCUGUAUUGUCACUGAUGCAUCUCAACUCCCACCUGAGUUUCUGGAGCCCUCUGUUGAAAGGCAGUUGGUCAUUGGUUUUGAUUGCGAGGGUGUUGAUCUUUGUCGACAUGGAGCUCUGUGCAUCAUGCAGCUUGCGUUCCCGGAUGCCGUUUAUUUGGUUGAUGCUAUUCAAGGUGGGAAGGUGCUUAUGCAAGCCUGUAAGCCUGCACUUGAGUCUAGUUACAUCACAAAAGUUGUUCAUGAUUGCAAACGGGAUAGUGAGGCAUUGUAUUUUCAAUUUGGGAUCAAGUUGAACAAUGUUAUAGACACCCAGAUUGCAUAUUCUCUGAUAGAGGAGCAAGAGGGAAGAAAACGAUCACCUGAUGACUAUAUAUCUUUUGUUGGCCUCCUUGCAGAUCCACGCUAUUGUGGUAUAUCAUAUAUUGAGAAGCAAGAAGUGCGUGUCCUUCUAAGACAAGAUCCUGGAUUUUGGAUGUACAGACCUUUAUCUGACUUGAUGGUCCGUGCUGCUGCAGACGAUGUUCGCUUUCUCCUCUACAUCUAUCAUAAAAUGAUGGAGAAGUUGAACCAACGAUCAUUAUGGCUUCUUGCGGUACGGGGUUCCCUUUAUUGCCGCUGUUUCUGCAUCAGUGAUAACGAGCAUGCGGAUUGGCCGUCUCUUCCCCCUAUCCCAGCAGAUAACCUAAUUGCAGAAGGAGACAUUCCUGAAGAGGAGAUCCUAUCAGUGCUAGAUGUCCCAUCUGGCAAAAUGGGCCUAGUGAUUGGAAGAAGAGGAGCAUCUAUCAUGGCAGUAAAAGAAUCUUGCAAUGCGGAAAUUCUCAUUGGAGGUGCUAAAGGACCACCGGAUAAGGUAUUCAUCGUAGGACCUGUGAAGCAGGUCCGGAAAGCAGAAGCAAUUCUUAGAGGGAGGAUGUUGGAAAUGUACUAAAGCCUCUCACUUAAAUCUUGAAACCAUGUUUUCUCAGACAUGUUUGGUUUUCCUUGGAUAAUACAUAUAAGCUUUGCUGUUGAAAACUCAUUUCCAUGAAAAUAUGUGCUUCUGAGGGGUUGUGCUA
This is a messenger RNA of Magnolia sinica, 1353 nucleotides long. RefSeq lists its product as uncharacterized. Lineage: Eukaryota; Viridiplantae; Streptophyta; Magnoliopsida; Magnoliales; Magnoliaceae. Gene Ontology annotation, molecular function: 3'-5' exonuclease activity; RNA binding. Gene Ontology annotation, biological process: nucleobase-containing compound metabolic process. The coding region runs from base 204 to 1226 and encodes 340 amino acids. The record is from RefSeq and is a predicted model, not a curated record. The transcript is spliced from 10 exons.